UCAGAGGGCAGUACCGCAGUCUCACCCCGCGCCUGCGCAGAAAGUGGGCCGCUUUCGCCUGGAGACGCCCCCAACCUGGGCGCGUACCCGGCUGGUAAAUGACCAGAAAUGAAGUUAUUCAUGCAGUGCCUCUGUGGCUGUGAAUUUAGUAACACAAAAUGAAGCAGAUUAAAUUUGAAAUCAUCUGGAUUGUGUUUGCAUUAGCUUACUUGUGUUCAGUGCAAGCUGCAGAACACAUAGAUAUGGCCAAACAUGUGAUCAAAUUGCACAGAGGGAGAGGGGCUGCAGUCACUAAAGGGAAGCUCUGGAUUAUGGACAAUUGUAAGAGGCUGUCUGGAAUGCUUCACCAAAAGAAUGUAGUGAUCAACAAAAUGAAGAAAGCAAUUGAAACAGUAGAGAAGGAUUCCAGACUGUCUGUAGAAGAAAAGAUCUUCCAGAUUCACACCUUUGAGACUUUUCAAAAAGAGUUGAAUGAAAGUGAGAAAUCAGUGUUCCAGGCUGUCCAUGGGCUUGAGAGAGUUCUUCAGGGGGACUACAAAGAUAUAGUAAACAUGAAAGAAAGCAGCAAACAACGCCUUGAAGCCUUAAGAGAAGCUGCUAUUAAGGAAGAAAAAGAAUAUGUUGAGUUAUUGGCUGCCGAGAAACACCAAGCCGAGGUGCUUAAAAAUACUCAGCAUGCAAAUAAAAGCUUAUCAAUCCUUGAUGGAAUUCUCGAGGACGUGAGGAAGGCUGCUGAUCGUUUGGAGGAGGAGAUUGACGAUCACGUCUUUGACAACAACAAACUGAUACACGGUGGAAAUUUUGAAGCAGUCAUCAGGGUUGAAGAGGUUGAAGAAGACCAUAAACAGAACACUUCCAUGCAUGAGGUGCAUGAUGGUUUGGGGUUGAGCAUGCUCAUUGACUCUCAGAACAACCAGUAUAUACUGACAAAACCAAGGGACUCAACCAUCCCCAGAGCUGAUAUCCAUUUUAUAAAGGAUAUAAUAUCCAUUGUAGUAUUAUCUCUGCCAUGUGCCUGGAUUUGUACUCUGAUGGGGCUUCCUACGAUGUUUGGUUAUAUCAUUUGUGGAGUGCUGUUGGGUCCUUCAGGACUAAACCAGAUCAAGUCUAUUGUGCAAGUGGAGACUCUUGGUGAAUUUGGAGUAUUUUUCACUUUGUUUUUCGUUGGUCUCGAGUUUUCUCCUGAUAAACUCAGAAAGGUCUGGAAGGUUUCCUUGCAAGGUACUAAUUACGUGACAGUCCUGAUGGUUGCAUUUGGAUUAUUCUGGGGCUAUCUGUUGAGAAUUAGGCCAACACAAAGUAUAUUUAUUUCUACAUGCUUGUCUCUAUCGAGUACCCCUUUGGUGUCCAGAUUCCUUGCUCUUGGUGCCAGAGAAGAGAAAGAAGGGGAUGCGGAUUAUAGCAGCAUAUUGCUUGGAAUGCUGGUGAUGCAGGAUGUUCAGCUGAGUUUAUUCAUUGCCGUGAUGCCCAUGCUGAUUCAAGCAGGCAAUAGCACUGCUAACAGUUUAAUAUUAGAGCUGCUGAGGAUUUUCGCUCUUAUUGGUCAAGUUCUGUUUUCGUUGGCUGCAAUUCUUUUGAUGUCUCUUGUGAUAAAGACUUAUCUCAUUGGACCAUUUUACAGAAAACUACACACUGAGGCAUACUCUGCUCCAGCCACCACUGACAACAAGAAGCCUAAAGGCCAACCAAGCAAGAUCUUGGGAGCAGACUAUUUCCCUUUAGAAGUUCAUAAGCCUGAUGAAGAGGUAACUGAAAUGCUCAACAUCUCCAUGGAACUUGGUUGUUUCUUGGCUGGGGCAUUAAUUUCAUCACAAGGCCACAUGGCUACAGAGGAAGUGAUGUACUGUAUGGAACCUAUUCGGGAUUUUCUGGCCAUCAUUUUCUUUUCCUCAGUUGGUCUACACGUGUUCCCAACAUUUGUGCUUUAUGAACUGACUGUCCUAAUGUGCCUUACACUGACUGUGGUGGUAUUUAAGUUUAUCUUAGCAGUUCUUGUCCUCUCUCUGAUUCUCCCAAGAAACAGCAGGUACAUCAGAUGGAUAGUUUCUGCUGGUUUAGCGCAAGUCAGUGAGUUUUCUUUUGUUCUGAGUAGUCGGGCCCGUAAGUCGGGGAUUAUAUCUCGAGAGGUGUACCUUCUCAUUCUCAGUGUCACUACUUUAAGCCUUUUACUUGCCCCUGCAUUGUGGAGAGGAGCAAUUUUGAAAUGUGCACCAAAACCAGACAGGCGAUUCACCACGUGAUGGGAUAUAGAUAAUACGGUCCAUUCACUUCACUUGUUAAAUGUUGGAGGUCGCUGCCUCCAGCUGUUCUCAGUUUCCUUAAGAGACUUCUUGUAGAAAGCUCUACCAAUAGAAGUACGGAAGUUGGUUUCCCUGGCUUUCCCCUGCCUUUAAGGUGACAACUGGAAAGGCAAAAGUCACUUUGAAUCUACAGCUGGAACAUUUCAUGCUGCUUCAUAUUCCUCAUAUUUGAUUAAAGAAAUGGACUUUUGGAGCAAAAUUACACUGAAAUGUGCUGAAGUUUAUAAUAUACUUUGUGGAAUACCAAUUAAGGGAAGCAAGAAGACAUAUUUUUGAUAAGUGUGUAUUCAUUUUUAGGUGCUAGUGAUGUUUUCAUUGGGAGGUGGCAGAACUACAUUCACUUACUCAGUGUACAUUCCAGACGGGCUUAAAUUCAUGUUCCACAGGCUUCUUGAACUACUUGAAUUUAAAGUUGUUGCCUGUAUCAUGUCUAAUCGCUACCUAAUUGUCUGCCUUGAUUGCAUUUCAAAAGGUGCCCUUCAGAUCUCGGUAUAACUUUCUACUCCUAUCUCUUGCUACCUAUAGUGUAUGCUUAAUUUAAUGUAUAAUUGUCUCCCAGAGUCCUUACUAGUCAUUCCUAAAUACUGUGAAGAGCUAAUGGCCUGGUAUAGAUAUCUAGGAAUACUGCAGUUUGUAUCUCACUAAUUGAUAAACAGAUCCAUUACCCCAACUUUCUGAGUCCUGUCAUCUAACCUCUUUACAACCCAAGACACUGAGGCUUAUUGUGAAAUCCAUACAUUGUAAAGUUCCAUGCAAAGGAGCCUUUUUUGGCAAACAUAGCUAACUUUUAUAGAGUCAUAGAACACAGCACAGAAACAGGCCCUUUGACCCACCUAGUCUGUGGCAAACCAUUAAUCUUCCUAGUCCUGUCAACUUGCACCUGGAUCAUAGCCCUCCAUAGCCUUCCCAUCCAUGUACUAUACAGAUUUCUCUGAAAUGGUGAAAACAAGCUUGCAUCAACCACUUGCUCUGGCAGCUCAUUUCACACAUUCACCACCCUCUGAAGAAGUUCCCUCUCAUGUUCCCCUUAAAAUUUCACCUUUAACCCGUGACUUCUAGUUGUAGUCCCAUCCAAAAAUGCCAUGGAAAAAGCCUGCUUGCUUUUACCCUAUUUAUACCCCUCAGAAUUUUGUAUACCUCCAUCAAAUCUCCCCUCAAUCUUCUACAUUCUAGAGAAUAAAGUCCUUUUCAGUCUUUCCCUAUGAUUCAGGACCUCAAGUCCUAGCAAUAUCCUUGUAAAUUUUCUCUACACUCUUUCAGUCUUUCCUGUAAAUACAAUAGGUGACCAAAAGUGCGCACAGUACUCCCAAGUUAGGCUUCACCAACGUCUGAUACAAUUUCCUGUACUUAGUACAUUGAUUUAUGAAAGCCAAUGUAACAAAUCUACCUAGGGAUCAGUGCUGGGUCCUUUGUUGUUUGUCAUCGAUAUCAGUGCUCUGGAUGAUAAUGGGAUAAGCUGGAUCAGCAAUCUACCUAUGACACCACAGUCAAGAAAUUAUGGACCUCUAUUCCCAGAUCCCUUUGUUCUACAGCACUCUUCAGUGCCCUACCAUUCACUGUGUAAGACCUACUCUGCACCGAUUUCCCAGUCUCAUACUUGCCUGCAUUAAAUUCCAUCUGCCAUUUUUAAGCUCAUUUUUCCAGCUGGUGCAGAAGCCACCGCAAGCUUCGAUUGUCUUCACUGUCCACUACACGCCCCAAUAUUGGUGUCAUCCACAAAGUUGCUGAUCCAGCUUAUCCUAUUAUCAUCCAGAGCACUGAUAUCGAUGACAAACAACAAAGGACCCAGCACUGAUCCCUGCGGCAUGCUAAGAGUCGUGGGCCUUUAUUUAGAGGGGUAACAAUUUACUGCCAUUCUGUGGCUUCUCCCAUGAAGCUAAUGUCUAAUCCAAUUUCUUACCUCAUCUUGAAGGUCAAAGAAAUGGAACCUUCUUAACUAAUUUCCCAUGUGAGACCUUGUCAAAGGCCUUGCUAAACAACAUCCACUGCCUUGCCUUCAUCAAAUUUCCUGCUAAGUUCCUUGAAAAACUCUUUAAGAUUGGUUAGUCAAAGCUUAGCAGGCACAAAGCCAACUUGACUAUCCUGAAUCAGUCCCUGUCUAUUCAAGUACUUACAUAUCCAUUCCCCAAAAAUACCUUCCAAUAAUUUUUCCACUAAUGUCAGGCUCACCGGCCUGUAAUUUCCUAGUUUAUCCUUAGAACUGCUCUUAAACAGCAGAGCAACAUUAGCUACCCUCAAAUCCUCUAGCAUCUCACCCAAGGCUAAAAAUGUUUUAAAUAUCUCUACUAGAGCCCCGGCAAUUUCUGCACUAACCUCCCACAGGAACCAGGGGAAACCUUGUCAGGCCCUCGGGAUUUAUUCACCUAAUUUGCCUCAAAACACCUCCUCUAUUGUAAUCUCUAUAGGGUCCAUGAAUAUGAUGCCACUUUGCCUCACUUCCAUCUCUCGAGUAAAUGCAGAUGCAAAAUAUCCAUUUAAGAUCUCCUCCUCUCUAUUGGCUCCUUGAAUAAAUUACUACUAUGAUCUUCCAGAGGACCAAUUUUGUCCCUUGUUAUCCUUUUGCUCUUAAUUUAUCUGUAGAAGCCCUUGGGAUUCUCCUUCACCUUGUCUGCUAGAGCAACUUAUGCCUUCUUUUAGCCCUCCUGAUUUAUUUCUUAACUGUUCUCUUGCAUUUCUUACUCCUCAGUACCUCAUUCUUUUCUGCCUGCCUACACCUGCUAUGCACCUCCUCUUUCCUAACCAGAGCAUUAAUAUCUCUCAAACCAAGGUUCCAUAAACCUUGUAUCCUCACCUUUUUAUUCUGACAAGAAUGCACAAACUCUGUACUCUCAAAAUUUCACUUUUGUAAGCCUCCUGCUUACAAGUACACCUUAUCAGAAAGCAGUCUGUUCCAAUCUACACCUGCCAGAUUCUUUCUAAUACCAUCAAAAUUGGUUUUGAUCGAAAUCUUAACUGGAAGACCAGACUUAUCAUUUUUUACUUUGAAACUAAUGGCAUUAUGAUCACAAGAUGCAAAGUGUUUGCUUGCACAAACUUCUGUCACCUGCUCUGCCUUAUUUGCUAAUAGGAGACCUAGUCUGUCUAGUUUGGACUAUUAUGUGCUGAUUAAAGGAACUUCCCUGAACAAAUCUGAUAAGCUCUUUCUCAUCCCGCCCUUUUACAGUAUAGGAGUCCAGUCAAUGUGGAAAGUUAAAAUCAUGUACCAUCACAACCUUCUUUCUUGCAGCAGUCUGUGAUCUCUCUCUAAAUUCUGCUGUUGGGUGGUGUGUAAUAUAAUCACAUUAAUGUGGACUAUACCCUUUUUAUUCCUCAGUUCUACCCAUAAAGCUUCACUAGAUGAGUCUGUCCUGACUGAGCACUGCCAUGAUAUUUUCCAUACCAGUAAUGCCACCCCUCCCACUCUGUCACUUCUAAACCAAUGGAGCUGCCAGUCCUGUCCCACUUGUGAACAAGUCUCACUAAUGGCUGCAGUACCAUAAUUCCACUUGUUGAUCAUCCGUCUUUCCUACAAUACUCGUUGCAUUAAAGUACACACAGCUCAGGAUAUUAGUCCUACUGUUUGAUUCCUGACUUUGUAUGUAGGAGUUACAACAUCUUUCUCCACAACCACUCCACUGUGUUCUGGCACUCGGAUUCCCAUCCCCAUACAGCUCUAGUUCAAACUCUCCCCGCCCCUCCCCACCCCCAAUGCAGCACAAGCAAACCUUCCCACAGGAUAUUGUUCCCCUGAAGUUCAGAUACAAGCCACCUCUUCUGAAUAGGUCUCAACUUCCCUGAAAGAGAGCCCAGUGAUCCAAAAAUCUGAAGCCCUCCCUCCUGUGACUUUAGCCAUGUGUUAGACUAUAUGAUCUUCUUAUUUCGGCCUCACUAGCACGUGACAUGGGUAGCAAUUCUGAGAUCACAACCCUGGAUGGCCUGUCCUUUAACUUAGUACCUAACUCCCUGAACUCACUUUGCAGGAUCUCAUCACCCCUCCUAUCCAUGUUAUUGGUGCCAAUGUGGACCACGACCUCUGUUUGCUCACCUUCCCACUUAAGAAUGUUGUGGACUUGGUCUGAAAUAUCCCUGACCUUGGCAUCCGGAAGGCAACAUCUUGGAAUCUUGUUCUCAACCACAGAACCUACUUGCUGUUCACAGAACCAAUAAAUUCCCCUAUCACUUAAGCUCACUACUUCUUUUCUCCCACCCCACCCCACUUCCCUUCUGGUCCACAGUGCCAGACUCAGCUGUUUUGUUUCUUGGUACUGUUUUUAAACAUCUUGACACACAAUUCAAGGCUGUGUGGAGCUGGAGUGCAGAUGGGGCAGGGAGAUGCCACUUUCUACCUGACCACACUCAUCCACUGUAUCUGAAUGGUUACUUUAGACUGGUUCUAAACAAGAUCUAGCUCAUCCCUCUUCUUCCCCCCCCUCCUCCACCACCUUACCUUAAUAAUGAAAUUAUUUGGGCCACUCUGUUUUUUUUUGUUGAUUAAGAAAUACAGAGGGGCUGCAUUCUGUGCAGUAUUUAUUGGAUCUACACUCAUCCAGGCAAGGAGAGAGUGUAUCUUUACCUUUUGGACACAGUAAAGUCAAACCCAUGCACUGAAGUUAUUUCACAAUGUGUCUUAGACAGUGUCACUGGUUCCAUAUCAUGGCUUGUUUUCUGCAGUGUAAAAGAUCAGAACACUUCAAUAGAACAACCUGCUGCACUAUGCAAAAGAAAACCCAAUGGUCUCAGUUUUGUUCACAGCAUGACCACUCAUUCUCAAGUUCACUCUUAAUCUACUACAAAAAGUGUUGCACUUCAUAACUUUAAAGGUAAGCUCCUGCUUGAUUUAUUCCCACCAGAAUUACUGAUUUCACUCUGUCUUCUGUAUCUUGUUUCCAUGUCACUGUCUGCAUUGUGUUCCUUCAUAUCACCACCUGGACAAACCCCAUAUAAUACUGUCAUUGACGAACAACUCAGGUUUUGGGUACCUUUUGGCAAUACAAAUGCUUUGUACAGUGUAUAAGCUGCAAGUCAGAAGUGUGAUGGAAUACUCACUCCUUGCCUGGAUGAGUGCAACUCCAACAAAAACUCCUUAAGUUUUAAUUACCAGGAUAAAACCUGGAAGGCAGAUAGGAACCCCAUCCAUCACUCAAAACAAUGUUAUUUCAAAGCCACAAAUUCUUAUCAACCAAGGCUGAGGGCAGCAAGUGAAUUGGAACACAAACUCUGCAAAGUCCUUGCUAAGUUGCACAUCAUACUGAUUUGAAAGUCAAUAGUCCCUUAGUGCACAGGCUCUAAAUUGUGCAUCUUCAACAUUACUGUAGUAGCACCUUCUACCAGGACAGCAGAAGUUCAAGAAGACAGUUCAUCACCACUUUGAGGGCAAUAAGGGAUAGACAAUAAAUGCUGACCCUGCCACUGAAGCACAAUUACCCCAGUAAAAUAAAAUUCCAUUUAAGAAAGAAAUCCUAAGAUGGCUGCUUUUGCAAAUUGAUAUUUCUUUGGAUUUUGCUUUUAAGUGUUUUACUUAAGAAUUUUACUGACAUUUUUUGGAAUUAUAGCAUCCAGUUUCCUAAUUCUGGGCUGAAUGUGCAAGGAAUUUCCUCAGUUCUUCUGAUUGCUUGCUGGAAGAAAUCCUGGGUGCACUACAUUUGAGAUAUUGAUAAGGUUAAAAUAAAACUGAGUGGAAAAAUCCAGGAAUUGUUUUUACUUGGAGGAUAGGAAAUUGUCAUCAGUAAUUUUGAAUAUAUUUGAAGAGGCACAACUUGCUAUUAAUUUAGAGCAUUGUAGAACUUUAAUGAAUAUAGAAAUAUAAUGAAACCAUUUGAGUCAUUGCAUUUUUAUAUCACAUAUUGGCUAUCACUGUGAUGUUUGUUCCUUUUAACAAUUCUUGAAAUAAAGAUGAGAUUAACAAUUUUA
Messenger RNA from Hypanus sabinus (Atlantic stingray), 8189 nucleotides. RefSeq names its product transmembrane and coiled-coil domains 3 (gene slc9d1). Gene Ontology annotation, molecular function: potassium:proton antiporter activity. The record is from RefSeq and is a predicted model, not a curated record. Gene Ontology annotation, cellular component: membrane. Lineage: Eukaryota; Metazoa; Chordata; Chondrichthyes; Myliobatiformes; Dasyatidae. Bases 159 to 2240 code for a protein of 693 amino acids. Gene Ontology annotation, biological process: proton transmembrane transport; potassium ion transmembrane transport. The transcript is spliced from 14 exons.